Thalassophryne amazonica is the source of this 1312-nucleotide messenger RNA. Its product is annotated as deoxyribonuclease-1-like. Lineage: Eukaryota; Metazoa; Chordata; Actinopteri; Batrachoidiformes; Batrachoididae. The transcript has 10 exons. Gene Ontology annotation, cellular component: nucleus. The coding region runs from base 140 to 1096 and encodes 318 amino acids. Gene Ontology annotation, biological process: DNA catabolic process. Gene Ontology annotation, molecular function: DNA nuclease activity. The record is from RefSeq and is a predicted model, not a curated record.
UGGUUUGUCUACACAAACACAUUUGCUGUUCAGCUCUUUGUUUUUGGAUUAUUUUUGUAAACUGAUCCGUACCCGUAUACAGCUCUAUGGUGGUAUCCCUGUAAUUUUUCCUUUCAUAUUUUGAGACAUUGCAGUGACGAUGAAGAUUGCAUCAUUCAACGCAAAGAACUUUGGAGAGAAAAAAGUCAAGGACAAAAAUGUCAUGAAAUACUUCAUUGAGAUUAUAUCUCGUUACGAUGUGAUUGUGAUGCAGGAGGUGAUGGAUAAGAACAACAAGGUCAUGGGCCAAGUUCUCAAAAAGCUCAACGACACCAGGUGUAACAGAGAUCGGCCAUUCUCCCUUACUUCCAGCAGCCGUCUAGGUCGAGACACCUACAAGGAGCAGUAUGUCUGCCUGUACAGAGAGUGUGAGGCUGCACUGGUAGAUCAGCACCAGUAUGAAGAUGAGCAAGUUGGAGAUGAGGAUGUUUUUGAAAGGGAACCCUUUAGCCUGCUUUUCAGGUGUCCUGCUGCAGUUGUGAAAGACUUCGUACUGAUCACAGUCCACACUAAGCCAAAAGACACACUGGAGGAACUGGAGGAGCUGAAUGAUGUGGUCGACAAUGUCAAGGAAAACUUCGGAACUAAUAACAUAAUGAUCAUAGGGGACUUUAAUGCAGAUGGACGUUACAUCAGUUUAAAGAAGCUGAACAAACUCCCCAUCCGCCAUCCUCCGUACCACUGGCUGAUUGGUGAUGACAUCGACACCACUUCAAGUAACUUAAAUGACCACACCUACGACAGGAUCGUGGUGUACGGAGAUGCUAUGCUUAAAGCUGUCGUUCCCAAUUCAGCUAAACCUUUUAAUUUCCAGGAAGAAUUCGACCUGUCUGAUGAAAUGGUUCGCCAUAUCAGCGACCACUACCCGGUGGAGGUGGAGCUAAAGACAGUAAAACGAAAGACACUGGCUGUGCCCAGGAUUAGAAAGACAACACCCAAAACUACAGCGGCACGUGGGAAAGGACCACAGAAGAAGAAGCCCAAAGGAAAGCCCCCCAAAACACAGAAUGUGAUGGGACAGAAGAAGGGAACAAAGAGAAGACGUCUGGAAAACUAAUACAUGUUAAAAGCUUUAUUACUGACACUAUUACAUUAACAGUAAUCCAUGCAUUAAAGACCAAUAAAGAUGGAGCAUUUCUAUCUUCUGUGAUGUAACACAUCCGAGUGAGUGUCAGAAGUCAUCACCUUCAGUAUUUACAUGUUUGAGUAAAUGACCAAAAUGUUGCUUCUUCUAUCAAAUCAAAUAAAGGAAUGAGCCUAAAUCCAAAUUUGG